Messenger RNA from Diabrotica balteata, 765 nucleotides. NCBI's taxonomy places the organism in Eukaryota, Metazoa, Arthropoda, Insecta, Coleoptera, Chrysomelidae. The record is from the annotation of a GenBank genome assembly.
AUGACGUUAGAGGAUCCUUUUUUUGUCGUUAAAGACGAGGUUUUUAAAGCCUUAAACAAAACACGAGGUUUGUUUCUUCGAUGGAGUGAGCUACAAGAAGAUGGUAUCUGUUGUACAAAGGAUGAAGUUGAAUGGACCAACACGGAAUUAAAAAACUCCCUGAGAAGCAUAGAGUGGGAUUUGGAAGAUUUGGAAGACACCAUUGAUAUAGUCGAAAAAAAUCCAUCCAAAUUUAAAAUAGACAAUAAAGAAUUAACUACGAGGAAACAUUUUAUUGAUUCGACUAAAAACGAAGUUAAGUACAUGAAAGAAAGCAUUAACAUGAACAGGAGUCGUAGUAAAGAUCGUUCUGCACGUCAGCCACUCUUGGAGAGCAGUCCUGUAAGGAUUGCCAGUGCUCGCGUUACAACUAAAUACUCUAAACUUGAAAAUGAUUUUGAUAGCCCCCAAAGACAAUUUCUAAAUGAUACACUUAGCCAACAACAAUAUUUAACUAGACAACAAGAUGAACAUUUGGAAGCUAUUAGUGAUUCUUUAGGAUCUUUAAAAACCGUUUCUAGACAUAUUGGAAUCGAAUUGGAUGAGCAGGCGGGAAUGUUGGACGAGCUAGGAACGGACCUAGAAAAUACUGAUUCUAAAUUAGAUUCUACGAUACAAAAGGUUGCCAAAGUACUACGUCUUUCAAAUGAUGGAAGGCAAUGGACCGUUAUAAUAAUAUUGGUUGUAAUUCUUGUAAUUGUGAUACUUUUAUUUUUUAUACUGUGA